This is a messenger RNA of Eremothecium sinecaudum, 795 nucleotides long. It is a transcript of the gene TAD2, whose product is annotated as tRNA(adenine34) deaminase. The transcript has a single exon. Bases 1 to 795 code for a protein of 264 amino acids. Lineage: Eukaryota; Fungi; Ascomycota; Saccharomycetes; Saccharomycetales; Saccharomycetaceae. Gene Ontology annotation, molecular function: zinc ion binding; tRNA-specific adenosine-34 deaminase activity. Gene Ontology annotation, biological process: tRNA wobble adenosine to inosine editing. The record is from RefSeq and is a predicted model, not a curated record. Gene Ontology annotation, cellular component: cytoplasm; nucleus.
AUGGAAGGUCAAAUUAAAUGGCUAAAAACAACAAACAAGGGAAAUAGUAUCCUAGAAAUGUCUCAAGCAGCAUUAGCUCAUAUGCAAACAGCUCUUAGACUAGCCAAGUAUGCCCUUGAUCAUGGUGAGACUCCAGUUGCAUGCGUUAUGGUUCAUACACCAACCAACAAGCUCAUCGCAUAUGGUAUGAACGAUACAAACAAAUCGCUCACAGGUAUUGCUCAUGCAGAGUUUAUGGCAAUUGAACAAGUUCAAGAAGUUUUUGGACGCAAGGAUACUUCUAUAUUCAAGGACAUUACAUUGUAUGUAACGGUUGAACCAUGUAUUAUGUGUGCAUCGGCAUUAAAACAACUAGGUAUUGGCUCUGUUGUGUUUGGAUGCGGCAAUGAACGGUUCGGAGGCAAUGGCUCUAUUCUAUCUAUCCACAAGGAUUCAAGCACUUCACCAGAGAAUAGACAUUUGGUGAUCCCUGGACUAUUAAGACGAGAAGCGAUAAUGCUACUGAGGUACUUCUAUGUACGGGAAAACGACAAAGCACCUAAACCAAGAACAAAAUCUACAAGGAAGCUGGAUAAGGAAACAUUCCCAGCUAUCGAUUGGUCUAUAUAUUUGACCGCUGCGGAAUUUGAAGCGUAUUAUGGAAAGGAUAAAAGGUGCUCGUUUGAGAACAAUACUGAUAUUAAUGAAGACAUAGAUUGGAAAGUCAUCAAUUCCUCAAACGACAGCCUAAUACAAGAGUUAGAUUGCUUAAGAAAUGAUUUUAAAAUGCAUAGCCACAAAAGACACAAACGGUAA